Tigriopus californicus is the source of this 1162-nucleotide messenger RNA. Its product is annotated as beta-1,4-galactosyltransferase 4-like. NCBI's taxonomy places the organism in Eukaryota, Metazoa, Arthropoda, Copepoda, Harpacticoida, Harpacticidae. Gene Ontology annotation, molecular function: N-acetyl-beta-glucosaminyl-derivative 4-beta-N-acetylgalactosaminyltransferase activity. The record is from RefSeq and is a predicted model, not a curated record. The transcript has 6 exons. Gene Ontology annotation, biological process: carbohydrate metabolic process; glycosphingolipid biosynthetic process. The coding region runs from base 102 to 1088 and encodes 328 amino acids.
GAAUGGUCACCCUGUCGUUGAUGAGAGAGCUUGUUGUCGAGCUGCAUUCUCAUACGAUUAUCUCAGACAGCAAUCGCCAUCAAACUCGAACCUAAUCAAGGAUGAUCGCUCAAUAUGUUUCCAGUCACGUCAAGGAGAUCGUUUUCAUGUCAACCGUCAUCGUGCUCUUGGUUUUCACGUUAAUGAGCUCUCCUUCAAUUCACGUCUUCCCAAAAAGUAUUGAGAGAACUUCAAUCGGGCGUCCAAUUAAUUGCCAAAAAGAAAUCGACGAUUUUGUCCCUCUCAAGGAUUUCAUGUCGCACAAUUCGUCAUGGCACGAGGCCAGAUUUCAACAAAUUAUGAAGAGAGAGUCCCUUGUACCUGGCGGUCGCUAUGUUCCCGAGAUAUGUGGCCGAGUUUCCAAAUUCCGGACCUUGAUUCUGGUUCCUUAUCGGGACAGAUCGUCCAACCUGAUUCGUUUCUUAUCUUAUAUGCAUUCCUUCCUUCAACGUCAAGACAUUGAAUAUCAGAUCUUCAUCAUUUCGCAGGCCAUGACUCCCUUUGUCCCGUUCAACCGAGGUGCCUUAUUCAAUAUUGGUUUUCAGUUCGCCAUGAAUCGUACGAAUUCAUCUUGGGAUUGCGUUGUUUAUCAUGACGUGGAUCAUUUACCAGAGAAUGAGGACAAUAUUUACACUUGUUGGGAUGUGCCGAGACAUAUGAACUCCAAUGACGACAAUAAUGGCCGCUUAUUGUAUUCAAAAUAUUUUGGAGGGGUAUCGGCCAUGAAACCAGCACAAUACAUUAAAAUAAAUGGGUAUUCAAACCGAUUUUUCGGCUGGGGAGGCGAAGACGAUGACGUUCAAAAACGAAUUACUAAAAUUGGACUUGAAUGGAGGCACGUCGAUUUGAAAACUGGAAGGUAUUUCACAUUGGGCCAUAAAAAAGCGAUUCCCAACAGUAGAAGAUUCGACUUACUGCGAAACAUUGAGGAAAUUAUGUUGAUUGAUGGACUGAAUUCAAUUCAAUUCACAUUAUUGUCAAUGAAGAAAGAGAAGCUGUUUACUAAUGUCACCGUUGCCUUGGCAGAAAAUAGUUCAAAUGCAAAAUAAGUGUGUUGGCAGGGAUUGUAUUUUGCUGGCAUAUUGCCUUUCAUUCCAAUAAUGAUUUUUACAAAAGAAAGCCA